This is a messenger RNA of Rhodotorula toruloides NP11, 492 nucleotides long. Its product is annotated as cyclophilin, peptidyl-prolyl cis-trans isomerase. The coding region runs from base 1 to 492 and encodes 163 amino acids. The transcript is spliced from 10 exons. Gene Ontology annotation, molecular function: peptidyl-prolyl cis-trans isomerase activity. The record is from RefSeq and is a predicted model, not a curated record. Gene Ontology annotation, biological process: protein peptidyl-prolyl isomerization; protein folding. Lineage: Eukaryota; Fungi; Basidiomycota; Microbotryomycetes; Sporidiobolales; Sporidiobolaceae.
AUGAGCAACGUCUACUUUGACAUUACCAAGAACGGCGCGCCUCUUGGCCGCAUCACCUUCAAGCUCUACGACGACGUCGUCCCCAAGACGACUCGCAACUUCCGCGAGCUCUGCACUGGCUCGAACGGCUUCGGCUACAAGGGCUCGUCGUUCCACCGUGUCAUCCCCGACUUCAUGCUCCAGGGUGGUGACUUCACCCGCGGCAACGGCACCGGCGGCAAGUCGAUCUACGGCGAGAAGUUCGCCGACGAGAACUUCAAGCUCCGCCACACCAAGCCCGGACUCCUCUCGAUGGCCAACGCCGGCCCCAACACCAACGGCUCGCAGUUCUUCAUCACCACCGUCGUCACCUCGUGGCUCGAUGGCAAGCACGUCGUCUUCGGCGAGGUCGUUGACGGUAUGGACAUCGUCAAGAAGAUCGAGGCCGAGGGAUCGCAGACUGGCCGCCCCAAGUCGACCAUCACCAUCGCCGACUCGGGCGUCGUCGCCUAA